AUGAGCCGUGAAACAUGUGACAUAUUGUGCAAUGAGCUGAAAAAUCUAGAAAUGCACGAUACCAACUUUAGAAAGUGCAUACCUUUGAAAAAAAGAAUAGCCAUUGCAAUAUAUACGCUUGGGUCGUCUGCUGAAUACAGGACAGUUGCAGCUAUCUUUGGCGUUGGCACAUCCACAGUAGGCAUGAUCUUAAAAGAGUUUUGUAGAGAAGUUUGGCUUGUUCUAAAACCAAAAUACCUUUGUGCCUAUCCACUCACAGAACAAACUAUAAAAGAAAAUGUGAGUGGUUUUGAAAAACUUGGUUUCCCUCAGUGUUUUGGAGCUAUUGAUGGGUGCCAUAUUGAGAUCCAAGCCCCAGCUCUGGAUUCUGUAGAUUACUAUAAUUAUAAGGGAUGGCAUUCAACUGUAUUGCUAGCUGUGGUUGAUUAUCGGUAA
Eupeodes corollae is the source of this 435-nucleotide messenger RNA. RefSeq lists its product as uncharacterized. The transcript has 2 exons. The record is from RefSeq and is a predicted model, not a curated record. NCBI's taxonomy places the organism in Eukaryota, Metazoa, Arthropoda, Insecta, Diptera, Syrphidae. The coding region runs from base 1 to 435 and encodes 144 amino acids.